AUGUAUCACAAAAUCAUCACUGCCAUCGUCAUGGUCGCCCUAGCUUGGAGCACUGAGGCCCGUGUUUCUUUGCUGGACAAAUUCAAUUACAUUGCCGGUCAGAGUCAAUAUGCCAACCAAAUCUAUGCACAACUGCAGUUACCCUUCUCCCUGGAUACAGUAAUGGCUUCAAGUAUGGAAAUUGCCAUGGAGAAUUGUCAAUCAGCUUUCAAAUGGGAUCGUUGGAAUUGUCCCUCAUCGGAUUUCAUACUCAGACGCACUUCGAAAUCACCUCUAAUGGAUCGGGAAGAUGCCUAUGUCAAUGCCAUUUCAACUGCAGCUUUGUUAUACACCAUCACCAAGAACUGUUCCAGUGGCAUUAUAGCAGGAUGUGGUUCUUGCUCCGAUAGUGCCUAUACCACCCAGUGUUCGGACAAUCCCCAAGCGGCAGAAAAACUUUUCAAAAAGCAUUUAAAAUCCGACUUUUCAAAUGAAUUCUAUGGCAAGCUAUUUCAGCAGAAUUACAAAGCCAUUACCAACCUACUGCAGAAAUCUCUUACCAAAAAAUGUGUUUGUGCUGUAAUGGGUCCCGGUGGAGUCUGCGCCAAUGAAAUUUGCCUGGAUACUCUUAAACCUUUUGAGGAAAUCGCCAAGGACAUUCGACAGAUGUACGACGAAGGCCUGGAGCUAAGCAAUACCCCCGAAAAUUCCCGUAUUAUGUGGGAGAAUAUUCCUCUAGACGUUUUGGUCUAUAUGAACGAUUCUCCAAACUAUUGUGAGCCCGAUGCUGUACCUCUCUGGAAUGGCAUGCGUGGUCGCCAAUGUUCAAUGGCUAACAAUGGUGAGGCGCUUUCGGAAGAGGACAGUCUAAGGUGCCGUCACCUUUGCAGCGAAUGCGGCUACAGUGUGGAAACUCAAAGUGUAAUGACCGAAACUCGUUGCAAUUGCAAAUUCACCUGGGGCUUCCAAGUCCAAUGCGAAAUGUGUGUAACAGUCCAAAAGCUCCACUAUUGUUAUUAA
Stomoxys calcitrans (stable fly) is the source of this 999-nucleotide messenger RNA. Its product is annotated as wnt inhibitor of Dorsal protein-like. The record is from RefSeq and is a predicted model, not a curated record. Gene Ontology annotation, cellular component: extracellular region. The transcript has a single exon. NCBI's taxonomy places the organism in Eukaryota, Metazoa, Arthropoda, Insecta, Diptera, Muscidae. The coding region runs from base 1 to 999 and encodes 332 amino acids. Gene Ontology annotation, molecular function: cytokine activity; frizzled binding. Gene Ontology annotation, biological process: canonical Wnt signaling pathway; multicellular organism development; cell fate commitment.